Lasiosphaeria miniovina is the source of this 1119-nucleotide messenger RNA. RefSeq lists its product as uncharacterized. The transcript is spliced from 4 exons. NCBI's taxonomy places the organism in Eukaryota, Fungi, Ascomycota, Sordariomycetes, Sordariales, Lasiosphaeriaceae. The coding region runs from base 368 to 766 and encodes 132 amino acids. The record is from RefSeq and is a predicted model, not a curated record.
GUUCCGUAAAAGGUAGUUUUUCACUCGUAUUUACAGCCAUCAUCUCACAAAACAUUAUUAUUAAAUGUGGGAACUGGCUGUUGACGGGGGGUUUGCGUUUCAGUUAUUCGCUUGCCCUGUGGGGUCUUCACUGGGCCCAGGGCCCCGCCUUCGGCUGGAGUUUGUCGUUGCACCGAUAGCGAUACGGAAUAAUAGUAGAACCAAGCUCUUCUAGAACGUCGACAUCACACCACAACCACUUCGCGCAAGUCGGCGAAAGACCUCUCUCGAUCCUGAUAAAAUCGCACUUUCUUUCUCCUACCAUCGUCGACGUAUCCCAAUUGCUUAGAUUCGUAGUUCGAGCAGUCGCUAGCUCAAUUGCGCCAAAAUGAACACGGUCAAAUCUUUCUGGCUUGGUUGGGGGUCUUUGUGUGUUGCGGGUGCCGGAGCAUAUGUCUUUGCGAAGCGCAGCAUCAAUGCGGAUCGCCAAUCUCGAUUGGAAGAGCAGCGGAAGAAGAAGCGCAUGGUUGAAUCGCUCGAGUAUUCGGACAACAUCCCGACCCGGCCGCUAUCCUCAGCAGCAAUGGGAGGCUCGGCCGCUCCCAUAUCUAGCGCCAACGGAGGACCAGCGCGGACAGACACGGCGGGUUCGCCCAGCCAGGAAUCCAGCAGCGACCCUGCCCCUACAAGGCAUGCCCCCGCCACCGAGAGCGAGCGGGUAUUCGAAAAAAGCAAAUACGAGAGCAGCACGCCGUUCCGAAGCCCAAAGGGCGAUCGGUUUUCUUAAGGGGCUAGAUGGGGCGGCGAGAAAACUGUGAAGAGUUACGUGUAAUGAUUGUGUGUGUGGAGGCAUUUUGGUUCGGUUCGUGUGGGAGGUGGGUAGACUGAUCUCGGUAAACCUCGAACUCCGUGUCCUGGACCUAAUAUUGCUGUCGGCGGUUGUGGAUGGCUUCUUUGCAACUGUUUACCAAGAGGCGUUCUCAAACAGAAACUUUUACUCUCCCCUCAGUGUGUUGGUAUCGUUAUUCAAUCAUGUCUCUGAACUACUGUGUUUGCUGGUCUUGAGUUCCCCAAAAAUACAGUAUCUUAUUUUUGUAUUACCGAGUAGUAGAUUGAUCAAUAAGAGCCGAUCCAAUGCAA